This is a messenger RNA of Lipotes vexillifer (Yangtze River dolphin), 705 nucleotides long. It is a transcript of the gene TMEM40, whose product is annotated as transmembrane protein 40. The coding region runs from base 1 to 567 and encodes 188 amino acids. The record is from RefSeq and is a predicted model, not a curated record. Lineage: Eukaryota; Metazoa; Chordata; Mammalia; Artiodactyla; Lipotidae. The transcript is spliced from 10 exons.
AUGGAGACUUCAGGAUCACUUCAGGACCACAGUCGAGUCCACGGAGAAUCAGAAGAUCUAGACCAUGGAGAGACGGAUUUCCACAAGGAAGACCAGGAGGCUGAGCUCUAUUCUCAAGAACAAGAUGAGAGAGGCAAGUCUUCCUCCUCUUCAUCCUCCUCCUCAGAUGCUGAGCAUGGGGAGCCUGACGUUUUGAAGGAUGAGCUUCAACUCUAUGAAGGUGCCCCCGGGGAGAUGGUGCCGUCUGAAGAAUCAGGACUCCGAAGGAGAGGCUCUAACCCAGAGAGUGGAGAAGUGGAGCCCUCUCAGUUAAGAAGACUAAAUAUAAAGAAGGAUGAUGAGUUUUUCCAUUUCAUCCUCCUCUGCUUUGCCAUUGGGGCCUUGCUGGUGUGUUAUCACUAUUAUACAGACUGGUUCAUGUCCCUUGGGGUCGGGCUGCUCACCUUCGCCUCCUUGGAGACCGUUGGCAUCUACUUUGGCCUGGUGUACCGGAUCCACAGCGUCCUGCAUGGCUUCAUUCCCUUCUUUCAGAAGUUUAGGCUGAUAGGCUUCAGGAAGACCGACUGAGGCCAGUGCCAGGUGGGCAGCCAGGCCAGGCCCCGGUGUGACCACCACUGCAUCCUUUCAGCCCACGAGGACAGAGAAGCGUCCUGGGAGACACGCGGGCGGGCCAAGCUAGAGCAAUAAAGAGAGCGCUUUGCCUUC